GAGGCCCAGACUCGUCAGACCACGAGUCACACAAGUCUCAACUUUACUCUUGUACUAGUUUUCAGGGGAGAAGAGGAAAAAAAUGACGAAGAGAGCUGCGCCAUGGCACAAGCUAUCGGAGGCCGAAGCUGCCGUGAACAGCGCCGUCGCGGCGAGCCGCGUGGGGAGGUACUUCAAGCUGGACGCCCGCAAGAGCUCCUUCACGAAGGAGCUACGCGCUGGCGCCGCGACGUUCCUCACCAUGGCUUACAUCAUCUCCGUCAACGCCGCCAUCCUGACGGACUCCGGCGGGCCGUGCACGGCGCGGGACUGCACCCCGGUGGGUACUAACUCGAUGGCCUCGCCUGGGACGGAGUGCACGGUCGGGUCCAACCCGGGGUACCAGCAGUGCCUGGCGCGCACCAAGAGCGACCUGAUCGUGGCUACGGCGGUGGCAGCCAUGGCCGGCUCCUUCGCCAUGGGUGUGUUCGCCAACCUCCCGCUGGCGCUAGCCCCCGGCAUGGGCGCCAACGCGUACUUCGCCUACAACAUGGUCGGGUUCCACGGCUCCGGUCCAAUCACCUACAGCACGGCGCUCGCCGUCGUGAUGCUGGAGGGCAUCGUGUUUCUCGUGCUGUCGGCCGUCGGCCUUCGGUCCAAGCUGGCGCGGAUGAUCCCGCGAAACAUCCGGCUUGCCUCGGCGGUCGGCAUUGGCUUGUUUUUGGCCUUCACCGGUCUCCAGGCGCACCAGGGCGUUGGGCUCAUCGGCGCGAGCCCAUCGACGCUGGUCACUCUAACCGCUUGCUCCGAGGUGGACCCGGCCACCGGCGCCUGCCUCGGUGGCACCAUGCACAGCCCGACGUUCUGGCUCGGCGCCGUCGGCUUCGUCAUCACGGCCACAUGCCUUGCGAGGGACGUCAAGGGAAGCAUGAUCUAUGGCAUACUGUUCGUCACGGUGGUGUCGUGGAUCAGAGGCACGAGCGUCACGGUGUUCCCGGACACGCCGGCGGGCAAUGCCGGCUUCUCCUACUUCAAGAAAGUGGUGGACUUCCACAUGAUCAAGAGCACCGCCGGGAAGCUCAGCUUCGGCGGCUUCCGCCAUGGCAACGUGUGGCUCGCCUUGCUGACGCUCCUCUACGUCGACAUCCUCGACACUACGGGGACAAUGUACUCCAUGGCCGAGUACGGCGGGUUCACCGACGACACCGGCGGGUUCGAGGGCGAGUACCCUGCGUUCCUCGUCGACGCCGGAUCUACGGUCCUCAGCGCCGGGCUCGGGAGCAGCACGGUGACGACCUACAUCGAAUCGACGGCGGGGAUCAGAGAAGGCGGCCGAACGGGGCUAACCGCGAUCACCGUGUCGGCGUUCUUCCUGGCGUCCCUGUUCUUCGGCCCGCUGCUGAUGAGCGUGCCGCCGUGGGCCGUCGGGCCGUCGCUGGUGCUGGUGGGCGCCAUGAUGAUGCGCGUGGCCAAGGAGAUCGAGUGGGCCGACAUGAAGGAGGCCGUCCCGGCGUUCGUGACCAUGGCGCUGAUGCCGUUGAGCUUCUCGAUUGCCAAUGGCAUCAUCGCCGGCCUGGGCGUGUACGUCGCGCUGCACUGGUACGACUGGGCGCGCCACGGCUGCCUCAAGGUGAGGGAGGUGCUGGACGAGCGGCGGAACCAGGUUGCCGCGGCAGCGGCCGAGGUCGGCCCGGCGCAGGACGUCGUCUGAUCUCUGAUGUGCAAGAUCGUAGGUCGUGUGCUUAGUAUGUUGAUUAGUGGUAAUUACUUUUGUUACUUGGGACUUAAUUUGGGGGCAGUAUUGCGCGAGCUGGUGCUGCGCCCUGUGUAUGAAAAAGGGGUGGGAACGACUCCUGUGAGAUUCGUGAUGUGUAAGGAGAUGUUUGUACUUUGACCA
This is a messenger RNA of Phragmites australis (common reed), 1876 nucleotides long. RefSeq names its product adenine/guanine permease AZG2. NCBI's taxonomy places the organism in Eukaryota, Viridiplantae, Streptophyta, Magnoliopsida, Poales, Poaceae. Gene Ontology annotation, molecular function: purine nucleobase transmembrane transporter activity. The transcript has a single exon. Bases 83 to 1690 code for a protein of 535 amino acids. Gene Ontology annotation, cellular component: plasma membrane. Gene Ontology annotation, biological process: transmembrane transport. The record is from RefSeq and is a predicted model, not a curated record.